Lingula anatina is the source of this 3131-nucleotide messenger RNA. Its product is annotated as 2',5'-phosphodiesterase 12. Gene Ontology annotation, biological process: nuclear-transcribed mRNA catabolic process, deadenylation-dependent decay. Gene Ontology annotation, cellular component: mitochondrion. Gene Ontology annotation, molecular function: 3'-5'-RNA exonuclease activity. The record is from RefSeq and is a predicted model, not a curated record. NCBI's taxonomy places the organism in Eukaryota, Metazoa, Brachiopoda, Lingulata, Lingulida, Lingulidae.
UCGUAAUAAAAGCAGUGCUUGCAACUCGUGGCGAAAGCGGUGAAGUUUAUUACUUAGGAAUUGUUGUGAAAUGCCCAAUGAAUCGGACAUUCAUUUUUAGCACAACUAAUAAGAUUUUCUUUGGUUUAGCCAGACAAAGAUUUUCUACCAUGUCUUUCCCAAAGGUUUUCGUUCGGUCAGACGAGGCGGAAAAGCUGCACAUACAGUUAACUUUACCGUCGUUUUACGGAUACAAACUAGACCUCGGCUUGGAAAGGUCCGUCGACGAGGAAUUGGGCAGAUGCUUAGAUAGAAUGGUGGCAAGUAUAGUGGUUAAGGUAAAGAAAAAGGGGAAGAAAAAGAUCAAAACUGAAUUGUCUACAAUAGCUGACACGCUGAAAGUCAACUUGUACCACCAAGACGUAAAGGUAGAUGUCGCCACACUAAACAAGCAUGCCUGGAUCCAAGAUGCUCUACUGGAAGUUGGUGAGACUAAGUUCCAGGUUGAGUUCAAUCCACCUACAGUGAAAUCCCUUCAGUUACCAGACCAUGUGGUGGUCAGGCUUCCUGUCCACCCUAAACUUGAUGUAAAUUUUGCUGAAACUGACCAGUGUGCUUUUGCAUGGUAUAGAAACGUAUCGGGUAGCACAAAGCACAACACUAAUAAAGGGAUGGCUAUGGAGGUGGAUGACCAUUGUCUGGACAAUAAUGACCACUGGAUUGAAGUUGGAAGGACUCUCAGAUAUGUUCCAACUAAGGAAGAUUUAGGACAUGAACUAAUAUUACAGUGCACUCCAAAAUCUGGAGACAGAACUGGGAAGACAGUGACUGCCAAAAGCGAAAAAGUUAAAGAUGCAUACAUAACAGAUGUUUAUCCUUUUGAGAAGAGACAUUCUUUCACCAAGAACAACAGUGACCAUGGAAGCUUUCGCAUGGUAAGCUACAACAUUCUAGCAGAUUUGUAUGCAGACUCGGACUUCUCCCGUGACGUUCUGUAUCCGUACUGCCCAGCAGAAUGUUUGGCCAAAGACUAUAGAUACCCCCUGAUAUUGUGGGAACUGAGAGACUACAAUGCUGAUGUGAUCUGUCUCCAAGAGUUAGACAAGAAGCUGUUUCUUGGUGAUCUGUCAGAGCAGUUCAGUAAACAGGGGUUCUCAGGUCAUUUUAAGAUGAAAACAAAUGGCAAGGGAGGAGAUGUGCCUGAAGGAACAGGGAUUCUAGUCAGGAAUUCCAAGUUCAGUGUUUUAGAAGAAUAUUACAUUGAUUUGAAGGAGGUUCUAGAAAAAGACCCCAUGUUUCAAGAUUUGAAGAAUAAAAUUGCAACAAAACCAGUAUUGCUUGAAAAAAUGAUGACUAGAACCACUGGAUUACAUGUAGUGGUCUUAGAUUCCAAAGAAGUUCCUGACAGAAAGAUAUGUGUUGCUACAACCCACCUUUACUUUCACCCCAAGUCUCCUAACAUUCGACUUAUCCAGGCUGACAUGUGCCUGCAGUACCUCUCUCAGAUAGUGAAGGGAUACAAGGAAAAGGGAGAACAUCUACCUGUGAUAAUUUGUGGUGACUUCAACAGCAGCCCAAUCACCGGGGUGAGCCAGUUCAUGAUGCAAAAGGAGGUUCCUGCCAAUUACACCGAUUGGUUUGCUGGUGGAAAAGAGGAAUAUGUAGAAGACUUAAAACUGCGGCAUGACUUCAAUUUCACCAGUGCAUGUGGCUUUCCUAGGUACACCAAUUAUGUAGGUGGAUUUGAGGGCUGUCUGGAUUAUAUCUACAUAGAGUCAGAUUAUUUUCAGGUGUCCAAAGUAAUACCACUGCCGUCACACGAGGAGAUCACACAGCAUGGGGCUUUACCUAAUCAAUGUUUUCCAUCAGAUCACUUGGCUCUCGUAUGUGAUAUUACUUGGAAACAACAGAAAUAGUAUAAACGUAAGCAUCGCACUUCCUACAGAAUAUAUAGUAUUCUCUUUGUUUGGGUGAGAUUUAAAAGUGCAUUGAAGCAUUUGCAAGGCAUCAAGUUGAACAUACGCUGGAAUCUUUUAUAUCAGAAAGUUACACAUUAGCAUAAAUUUCUCCCUGUAAAAAAAAAAUUAAACUUAAUAUUGAUGUAAGUCAGUAUUAUUCUUCCGACCUGUAGUACCACGUCAAAUAGGUUUUAUCAAUUCUUGCUGUUGCUAAGUGUUACUAAAGGAAUAAUGAAGUGGCGAUAAUGCUCUCUGCUUCAAAUUACAGUAACAUGCAAUAUGAUGAUCAAGGAAAGGAUCACACUCUCAGUCACAUUAUACCAUCUACUGGGCAACCUAUGUAACAGGAUCAUUGCCUUUCUAGUUGUAACAAUUAUUAUUUAUCUCUCUUUUCUUUGUUUUCGUUUUCUGAAUUUUUUUUCUUGAAAAUUUCAUAUUGGGUUGGUGACUGUAUGCGUUAACUUACGGUGUGCUGUAAAAAAAAUACUGCAGCAACAGCCAAUUACUAAGUAGAGAUUCAUAUACCAUAUUUCAAGUUGAAUAAUUAAGUCAUUAUAAAAUUUGCAAUGAGUUAUUUUCACAUUGGACCUGAUAAUUAAUAUGUUGAAGGCAUGGUAACUCAAAUAUAAGUUCAUUCCCUUAGUCAUCAUCUGAUAAAUUUUAUAGAGCAAUAUGCUUAACAAGCACACCAAAGCUAUAUUUUGCUUAUAAGAAGAGUGAAAACACAAUGAGAAAUGAAAAUGUCAUUUAUUGUAAAAUAAAGAAAUCAAAUCCAUACAUAAAAACAUAAUCAUGUAAAGGUCUACCAAAAACCCAAUUUAAUGAAGAAUUUCUGUUCAUUUUAGUUUCAAGACACCAAUUAAUAUUUCUAAAUAUUGUGUAAGAAUUCAUUUCUACUUUAAAUUUGUAGAUCAACAUUUUGUUAAUGUUUGGUUCAACAGCCAUUUGUCUUUAUAUUCUGAUUAAUCACUUUUUUGUCUUUGGUAGUUAAACUCUUUCUGAGGCAAUGUACAAAAUGUACAAAAAUUUAAUUUGUGUAAGAAAAAGCUAUUUCGUUGGCAAGGUUCUUUCUUAUAUAUACAUGGCAACACAAAGUCUUGCUUAUGUGUAUUUACAUUAACCAUAUUAAAGGGAGCCUAAAAUGUAUCAUACACUUCAUUUACAGCUCAAUAAAUUAUUACUUAAUAAAUUUAA